AUGGAAAACACCACUGUUGCUAUUGAACGCACGGGAAUUCCAAAGGAUAUGAGCUCCACUACUGAGUUUCUAGCUGCCACCAUGACCCCCCUCGUAGGAACCACCUGGGAAUGGAGAGGUAGCGCUAGCGAUGCUGCAACUAACGUUACUGGCAACUUCAGCGUCGGGGAUAACCACACGGACUCCAUCAUGACCAACAUAACAGACUACUUCGAGUUUGUUGAAAACUCUACGACUGACAAUUUUCUGCAUGGCGACAAUGGCGGUACUUUGAGAGUCGGUCAAACAGUCUUGAUCGGUACGGUGGCCCUGUGUGCUUUGGUUAGUAACGUGCUGGUAAUCCUUGCAACUGCCAAGAGGAAAGACACAUUACCAAGAAACAUUGGCUACCUGGCCUGCUCUAUGGCUGUUGCUGACUUUAUGCUGGGGUUAUCGUUAACAUUUUCCAUCUAUCCCUCCACGCUUGGCUAUUGGCCUUACAGUGACGCCUUGUGCACCGCUCAGGCCAUCGUAAUCGACAUUAACCGACUUAUUGUUUGGAUAACCCUUGCUUACAUUAGUGUAGACAGGUACGCGGCGGUAACUAGCCCGGACGGUGUCAUGCAGAGUAGGCGUUUUUGCGGGGUCUCCGUUUGCCUGACGUGGACAGUAGCCUUGCUGUGGUUCGUUGUCGUCUACUCAGUGAAAGGGAACAUGAGAAUAGCAUACGCGAAAAGAAUGGCAGCGUGCAUAGUUAAAGAUUUUGACAGUAUUGCUGGCCUGGGGGUAGUCUUCCUAGUGGGAAGUGUCGUCACGUGGAUAUUCCUCAUAAAAACUUGGCAGGCGAUGGCCAAUCACGGGCAGCGCGCUGUGGCACCACCUGCCGCCAACCAGGCACCAGCGCAGUCUUUGGGGCUGGCGUUCCGGACUCUUUUUGCGCUGACUGCCGUACAGUACCUUCUAUGGAUACCCGAAGCGUCUCUUGCCCUUAUCUAUGGAUUGAAACUGCUGAAAGUCCCUCCUUUUACGCUUCAAUCGUUCAGAAAAGCGACGAAGAGCCUGUUUCGGGACGCCAUCAGCGUUCUUUGCAGACGUUUGACCGGGCGUGAUUUCUUCCCAACGCCAGUCGUAGAGUUCCAGCAUAUGGAGACUGUUUCCCAGAACGCGACGGUCAACCUCACAGAGGAGAAUCCGUCCCCGGCCCACCGUCCAGAAGAGAUCCCGUUCCAAGAACAGCCAGUCCGCCGCUCAGAGCAGCAAGCCCCGUUCCGAGAACAGCCGGUCCGCCGCUCAGAGCGUCAAACCCCGUCCCGAGAACAGCCAGUCCGCCGCUCAGAGCAAGCCCCGUUCCGAGAACAGCCGGUCCGCCGCUCAGAGCGUCAAACCCCGUCCCUAGAACAGCCGCUCCGCCGCUCAGAGCGAGAAACCCCGGCCUGUAAAACCAGCAACAGUGAGCGGCAUCUUCCCGCGCUGGCCGGAUCGGAAGACGUCCCAGAGAAUGACCAACCUCCCAUUCAGCUCGAGAGCAUACAACCCACGGUGCCCGCUGUUCCCGCACGUGUGUCCGUAUUUAUUGAUUACGACAGUGAUGAUGAUGAUGAUGAUAGCGCAAAUGACGGAAAAGCCGACAUGACCCAACUUCCCGGCAUGUUAUGGGAUCUAUAG
Molecule: messenger RNA, 1644 nt
Organism: Branchiostoma belcheri (Belcher's lancelet)
Lineage: Eukaryota; Metazoa; Chordata; Leptocardii; Amphioxiformes; Branchiostomatidae
Exons: 3
Coding region: 1-1644 (547 amino acids)
Biological process (GO): G protein-coupled receptor signaling pathway
Cellular component (GO): membrane; neuron projection
Molecular function (GO): peptide binding; G protein-coupled receptor activity
Source: RefSeq, a predicted model, not a curated record